Molecule: messenger RNA, 1030 nt
Organism: Suillus subalutaceus
Lineage: Eukaryota; Fungi; Basidiomycota; Agaricomycetes; Boletales; Suillaceae
Exons: 4
Coding region: 41-793 (250 amino acids)
Biological process (GO): monoatomic ion transport; transmembrane transport
Cellular component (GO): membrane
Molecular function (GO): monoatomic ion channel activity
Source: RefSeq, a predicted model, not a curated record
AACUUGAAGGUCCACAACCAUAAAGCCUGCUUUUCCAGCCAUGCCCGACGUGUAUGAGUCGGCGGAGUCGGAUGCCUUAAAUGACACCUCGAACGGUGCAGCGCAACCUGUCCCCACACGAUCCAUUUAUGCGUUAACCCGCAAAGAAAUAACACGUGGAAUUGCGAAUCGCUUUGUGCACUCGCACACGUACAUAUUUCUCUACUUGUCCAUGGCAGCCCUGUCCGUGACAACCGUCGUGCUCAGUCUGUCUGACGGAUGUCCAGGGUUGUCGUUUUAUAUAUUGGAAAUAAUAAUUAACACGAGCAUGAUCCUGGAGGUCGGUGUGCGUUUUGUUGCGUUUGGUCGGCAAUUCUGGAGAUCACCGUUUAAUGUGCUGGAUCUUAUACUGACAUUGUUCUGUGCGGUCACUUUAUUGGUAAUAACAUUUGCGGGAUGUGGAGCGGGGAGUAAGGAAGAAGAAUUGUUAGACACUCUACUGCUUAUUGCACGUAAUGUCCUACAAUUCGGUCGUCUAGCAGCGGUCAUGCGACAGUCCGGCCAGUCCAUAUUUUCUAGGCCAAAGCCAAUCGAUAUCACCGCAAUCAGGAGAGCAGGCUAUACUAGCCUCGACUAUGAUUUGGAGGAUGACAAUCAAGAUGAUGAUCCAGAACUGGGUCGGCCAUUGGUGCAAGAUGCAGUAUUAUUUGAUGCACAAGACGACGAGCAACCCCCUCGCAUGUCAGAUAUGCCGCGGGCUGUGCAGGCUGUGCACGACCGUGACGAUGAGGAUGUCUGGGCGGAGUUGGGUUGAGGCGAGGGAUGAUCCACAUCCUAAGUUAUAUAUUCCAUUUCUUUUUCUGCAACGCACUCUACGCAGACAACCUUGCCAUUAAUUCUAUCCUUGCCAGUUACAAGCAGUAACAGUUACAGGCUGAAUCAACGGUCGGCACGGAUCAUCCCGGUUGGUGCUACCUGGCGAUCUGAGGUUCGACUUAUAUUGGAUAUCAGACACGUUGUAAACUUGACAUGUUAGUUAUCAUGAGUGCUC